AUGAUCGAAGAAACUAUUAGAAAACAGAGUACAAUAGCAGCAUUAUCCAAAGCCAGCAUAUUACAUGAUCCAACUUUAGUUGAGGAUUUAUCUGAAUUGAGAAGUCUACAGCGAAUCAUUAAUGAGGAAGAUGAGGAAAGCGUAUCUGGGAGUGUGGUGAUUACGAAACGAGCUCCUCCUACAAAUGGAAUGAAUACAAAUGUAACACACAGCAAUAAUGAUAAUGAUGUUAGUAGUAAAAACAAAGUUAACACCAAUAUUGAAGAAAUAGAUUCAAAACAAUCAAGAAUAACAAGUUUUGCCUCAUCUAAUUAUUCAAGUGAUUCUAUACAAACGAAUAUGAACCAGGACAAUACUCAAGAUCAAGAACAUAAACAGCAACCAAUAUCAUCAAACAAAAUUGAUUUAUCUAAUAAAGAUAAUAUAGAUUUUCUGAAAUCAAAAUUAGACAAACAAAUGUCUACUAUUAACAGCAGGCAAAAGGAUGAUCAUUAUCACAAAAACAGUAUACUGGAUAAAAAAGAGGUGAAUGAGACAGUGCUAAAGAAAGAAAAUGAUGAUGAAAAUAGUGAAAAUGAUGGACAUAGUGAAAAUGAUGAAAAUGAAGAUGCUGAUGAGAACGACUACGACUUAAAUAUGGAAUACUCAGAUUCAGAUUUUGAAGAUAAUCUAGAACAAAGAAUGAUGCAUUUAGAUAUAGAAAGUGACGUUACACCUUUGAAUUUAAAAGGAAGUACUACAACACCGUUACAGUCUGGAUCGACCACACCAACUUAUAAAUAUUCAGAUGAAGAAAACAACAAUAGUUUAAAUGAAGUUACCACAUCACAAAAAAUAAUCGAAGAUCUAAACAUAAAUAAUAAAAAAUACAGAAAAGAUCUUGAUAAAGAAGCAAAAGAAGAUAAUGAGUCAAAAAUAAUAACAGACAAUGAUAACAGUAAUGAAGAGGACGAGAAUGAUCAAGAGGAAUCAGAGGAAGAAGAGGAAGAGGAAGGUGAGUUUGAAGAUGAAGAAGAAUAUCAAUCUUUACCACCACCACAAGAAUUAGAUCCAGACAAAUUGUAUGCAUUAUAUGCAUUUAAUGGACCAGAUCCAUCGCAUUGUCAAUUAGAACAAGAUGAACCAUGCAUACUCUUGAAUGAUGAAGAUGCAUAUUGGUGGCUGAUUAAGAGAUGCAAAGAUAAUAACAUUGGGUUUGCACCUGCAGAAAUAUUAGAAACUUUCCCGGAGAGAUUAGCAAGACUAAAUUGUUGGAAAAAUGAAAAUAUGACAUCAUCAGCUAUAAAUUCAUUACAAUCACUUGAUAUGAUAAAUCAAACUGAGAAGGAACAACAGGAACAAUUAGAGACAAAAAAGUCCUCAAAUUUAAAACUGCCGUAUAAAUCUAAUAAAAAUGAAAAAUCAGUGAGCUUCAGUAAUAUUGUAAGUUAUGCAAAUAGGUAUUUUAAUGAGACAAGUGAAAAUGAGGAUGAUGAUACAACUAAAAAAAUUAAUAAUAAUGACGAUGACGAUAGUAAUGUCGAUGAUAACUACACCGAUUCAAACGAUAAAAUUGCGUUAAAAAUCAUAGAGGAUAAAAAAGUUAGUAGAUAUAGUCAUAUAGACGAAUUCACAAAUGAAGUUAUAUCAUACAAAAAAAGAGAUGAUUUUGAUGAAAAUAAUAGCGAUAUAGUAAGUGAUGUGUCCUUUAGUACAGGCUAUUCUCAACCACUUAAUAUUGUAAAAAUAAGAGAAUCUAAGUCGAUUAAAAACAUUCAUGACGAAAUAAUUAACGAAAAACCAAAGGGAAACGAAACAGAGAAUGAAAAAUCGUCUAAUAUCCAAGGACUUGGUAUUAAGGAACUUAACCUCGGUAAAAAGUUUGAAACAGCCGAUCCUAAGCUAAAUGGCAUUAAAAAUACUAGAGAAAACAAUGAUAAUAACAAUAAUCUACAUAAAACAAAAAAGGGCGAAUUAGAAAAGCCUGAUAGUAAUUCAAAACAGUCAAAUUCAAAUACAAGUGAUUUACAUAAAAUAUUUGAGGCUCCUAUUGUACCCUUUGGUGAAAAUAAUUCUAAUAAAAUGAAGGAAUCCACAUCAGACUAUUCCAUUUCAACGAUAGGAGAAUUUUCACCAUCAUCAUCUGAAUGGACAAAUGAUUCUCCCAAUCUUAAAAAUAUUGAUAAUAUAGACUCUAGUAAUCUUGCCACUGAAGAAAAAGAGUAUAAUGAUAAAUCAGAAUCCUCGCAUAUCCCAUCAACAAAAACUGUUAGAGAUAUUUUAAAAUUGGUCAAAGAUGCAAACUUAUCUCCGAAGAAUGAGGUUAAUGAAUUAGAAAAUACCUUGGAAGGUCAAUCCGAUGAUGUUGGAAUCGAUGAAGACAUGAAUGAUAAUAUUAUCAAUAAUAAUGGUGAAGUGAGCAAUGAGUUCAAAUUAUCUGCCAACAAGAUAUCAGAUAAUACCAGUACUUUAUCAACAGAAAGCAAUACGGUAUCAUCUAUAAACAACGAAUUUGAAAUAUAUAUGGACAAUAAAGAGUUACAAAUGUCUACUACCAGUGUGGCCAGUUACAACUCGUUACAUAAAAACCAAAAAAACAGUGAUAUGUCUAACGUGAGACAAAUAUCAGAUAAUAAUUUGGCCGUUGACUACACAGAGGGGCAAUAUUCAACCACAUCAACUAUAGGAUUCAAACAUCCAUUAGUUCAAGAAAUGUAUGACCCAAUUUUAAAUAGAAUUGACAUCCUUAUGAAUCAAAUUGAUGAUAUUAUACGACGUUAG
This is a messenger RNA of Arxiozyma heterogenica, 2760 nucleotides long. RefSeq names its product protein phosphatase regulator BUD14 (gene BUD14). Lineage: Eukaryota; Fungi; Ascomycota; Saccharomycetes; Saccharomycetales; Saccharomycetaceae. The record is from RefSeq and is a predicted model, not a curated record. Gene Ontology annotation, biological process: intracellular protein localization; establishment or maintenance of actin cytoskeleton polarity. Gene Ontology annotation, molecular function: protein binding. Gene Ontology annotation, cellular component: microtubule cytoskeleton; cell tip. The transcript has a single exon. Bases 1 to 2760 code for a protein of 919 amino acids.